CGGCCGGGCCAGUCUGUCGGGGGCAGCGAUGCUGAAGCUUCUCCUGGCCUGGGUGGCCCUGGGGCCCACCCUGGGUCAGGGCCCCCAAGGCCCGGAGGAGGCCGCGGCCUCCUGCGGCCCGAGCAGCUGCUACGCGCUCUUCCCCCGGCGCAGGACCUUCCUGGAGGCCUGGCGGGCCUGCCGAGAGCUGGGGGGCAACCUGGCCACCCCCAGGACCCCGGAGGAGGCGCAGCGGCUGGGGCUGCUGGCGGGCCGGGGGGCCGCGGGGGCCCCGGGCCGGCUGCUGUGGAUCGGGCUGCAGCGGCAGCCGCGCCAGUGCCACCCCCAGCGCCCCCUGCGGGGCUUCACCUGGACCACGGGCGACCAGGACACGGCCUUCACCAACUGGGGCUCGGCGGCGGGGCCGGGGGCCUGCCCGGCGCUGCGCUGCGUGGCCAUGGAGGCGGGGGGCGCGCAGCUGUGGCGCGAGGGCUCCUGCACGCUGCCCGUGGACGGCUACCUGUGCCAGUUCGGCUUCGAGGCCGCCUGCCCGGCGCUGCCCCCCGAGCGCGGCCAGGCGGGCCCCACGCUCUACACCACGCCCUUCCAGCUGGUGACGGACGCCCUGGACUGGCUGCCCUUCGGCUCCGUGGCCGCCGUGCCCUGCUCCGAGGGGGGCGGCGCCUCCCUGCUCUGCAUGCAGCGGCCCGAGGGCGGCGUGGGCUGGUCCCGCCGCGGGCCCGUGUGCCCGGGGUCCCUGCCCGGCCCGGCCGGCUGCGCCCUGGACAACGGCGGCUGCGAGCACGAGUGCGUGGACGGGGAGGCCGGGGGCGCGUCCUGCCGCUGCGCCGAGGGCUUCCGGCUGGACGCGGACGGGCGCGGCUGCGUGGACCCCUGCGCCGAGGCCCCCUGCGAGCAGCAGUGCGAGCCCGGCGGGCCCGGGGGCUACAGCUGCCACUGCCGCCUGGGCUUCCGGCCGGCCGACGAGGACCCCCACCGCUGCCUGGACACGGACGAGUGCCAGAUCCCCGGCGUCUGCCAGCAGAUGUGCGUCAACUACGUCGGGGGCUUCGAGUGCUACUGCAGCGAGGGGCACGAGCUCGAGCCGGACGGCAUCAGCUGCAGCCCCCUGGGGCCGGGCCGGGGGGCCCUGGGCGGGGACACGCGGGAGGACGAGGACGAGGACGACGGGGGCUGGGACGCCUUCGACGGGGGCUGGACGGAGCCCGGCGGGCCCCCGUGGCUGGAGCCCACGGGGCCGCCGCUCGCUUUCGAGCCGCCUCACAGACCCCUGCUUCCCCAGGCCGGCCCCACUCGGCCCCCUCUGCACAUGCCCCCCAGACCUCCCUACCUCCCCCCGCUCCUCUCCAUCACGCGGCCCCCCAGGCUGCCCCUGGCCCGCUGGCUCCCCAUCAUCCCUGCGAGCCGCCCCCCUCCCCCGCCGGCCACCCGGCUCCCCGCCUUCCCCGCCACCCAGCCCCCCGCGCGGAAGCUCCCGGGCGUCCCCGUUUCCCGGCCCCCUUUGCCUGCGACCCCCAGGCCUCCCGCGGGCUCCAGCACCCACCUUCCCGUGCCUCCCGCACACCGGCUCCCCGCCCCCUCCGCCCCCCGGGCUCCCUGGCUGCCUGCCCUCACCAGCGCCCCCCCUUUGCCUCCUGCCCCCGGGGCCCCCCGACUCGGGCCCUCUGUCGGGCAGCCCCCGCCGGGUCCCGCUACCCAGCCUCCUCUGCCCUCCACCUCUCGGCCUGCCUCGGGCCCGGCCCCCCACGGGCCUCUGCGGCCGGCUCUCCCCUCCCCCGGGGCCCCCGUCCCCGCUCCCCUUCCCACGGACCAGCCCCCGCGGCCCCGGGCUUCCCCGCCCCCCUCUGGUCCCGAAGCCCCCAGCAGGCCCCCAGCCUCUCCCGCGGCUCCCCGCCCACCGGGGGCCUCUCCCAGCGCCCUCCCUGACCCCGGGCCGGCGCUGGACGUCCUGGGGGCCUCGGCGCCCCCCCCCACGGCCCGGAGCCGGAGCCGCAGGGACGACCGCUGGCUGCUGGUGGCCCUCCUGGUCCCCACCUGCGUGUUCCUGGUGAUCUUCCUGGCCGUGGGCAUCGUGUACUGCACCCGCUGCGGGCCCCGCGCCCCCAACAAAAGCAUCACGGACUGCUACCACUGGAUCACAAACUCGGGGGCCAAGGGGGAGGCUGAGCCCAAGGGGGGCAGCCUGUCAGGGGUCAUGACCUGCAGAACCAGUGUGUGAUUGGCGGGAACCCUCCUGCCUCGGACUACAAGGAGCCAGGCCCCCUCCCGUGGACCCGGGACAAGGGGACCCCUCCUAGACUGAAGCCCAGGAAACUGCACCCCGGGAUGGGGGGAGCCAGCGGCCCCUCAGCCCACGCUCACUACUACUCCCCAUAGGGUCGGGGGAACCCAGGUAUGCUGCCCCCCGCCCCGAGCCCGCCGCCAUGGACACUCACUGCCCCCGACAGACACACCCGGCCCAGCUCCCGCCAGGGCCCAGCCGCCCGCCACUGCACUCCCGGGGGCGCCGGGCCUGCCGCCCUGCCUUCUCUGCUCGCACCUCCCCGGGCCCCGGCCCCCUCCCGGCCUCCCCCCUCGGGGGGACCCCGGGCCCCGUCAGGGCCGGGCUGGGAGGGGGGAGCCUGGAACGUUCUCCAAUAAAUGGGGUGGUGACCCUCA
This is a messenger RNA of Antechinus flavipes (yellow-footed antechinus), 2658 nucleotides long. RefSeq names its product CD248 molecule (gene CD248). Bases 29 to 2218 code for a protein of 729 amino acids. Gene Ontology annotation, molecular function: extracellular matrix protein binding; calcium ion binding; extracellular matrix binding. Gene Ontology annotation, biological process: cell migration. The record is from RefSeq and is a predicted model, not a curated record. Gene Ontology annotation, cellular component: external side of plasma membrane; extracellular matrix. The transcript has a single exon. Lineage: Eukaryota; Metazoa; Chordata; Mammalia; Dasyuromorphia; Dasyuridae.